AUGGGAGUCUCAUUCUCGCGCUACUUGUGUCUAUCUGUGGGCAUGACAUAUCCUGCAUAUGCGUCUUUCAAAGCAUUGGAAAGGCCUGAAAGUGGGCACGAUAAGAAUUACUGGCUAACUUACUGGAUCGUGUACGGAGCCUUAACGUCCAUUGAGACGGUGAUGUCGCCACUUACGUGCAUCGUGCCCGGAUACAAUAUUAGUAAGACACUCUUUCUUUUCUGGAUGAUGUUGCCGCAGACGAAGGGAGCGACGAUUGUGUAUGAUAAGCUAUUAUGCCCUUAUUUAAAAAAGAAGGAGCCAUAUGUGGAUCGCAAGUUGGAGGGGAUACAAGAGGCGGCCGAAAGCGCACUAUCCUAUUUUUUGCGAGCCUGGGGUCAGACAAUAGCUGAUCAAAUCGUGGCAAUUCAGAAAAGCAACGAAUUUAAGCAGAUAUGUAUGGCGAUCAAAGCGUGGGCAUCACCUAGUUUGCCGAAGAAGAGGAAGAAGCGUAGCAGUGAUUAUGAAAGUCAAAGCAAGCAGUCAGCAAGUGAAGAAUGA
This is a messenger RNA of Plasmopara halstedii, 540 nucleotides long. Its product is annotated as Protein involved in membrane traffic (YOP1/TB2/DP1/HVA22 family). NCBI's taxonomy places the organism in Eukaryota, Oomycota, Peronosporomycetes, Peronosporales, Peronosporaceae. The record is from RefSeq and is a predicted model, not a curated record. The transcript is spliced from 2 exons. Bases 1 to 540 code for a protein of 179 amino acids.